Messenger RNA from Musa acuminata AAA Group (dessert banana), 374 nucleotides. RefSeq lists its product as uncharacterized. NCBI's taxonomy places the organism in Eukaryota, Viridiplantae, Streptophyta, Magnoliopsida, Zingiberales, Musaceae. The transcript has a single exon. The coding region runs from base 231 to 374 and encodes 47 amino acids. The record is from RefSeq and is a predicted model, not a curated record.
CUUUGUUUCUUUCUUUUUUUUUUUUUUUUUGUCUUCCACCGUCUUCCAAUUUCUCUCUCCAAUAGAACACAGAAAUAAGUCUACUGUUUAUUGGCGGCAGGACAGAUUCUUCAUUAAGAAUUUGUUUUAGGUGGUAUUUCUUUGUUCCUUGGUAUGUAUUGACUUCUAAGGGUAAAGUUAGUAGUUCUCAAGAUCGGUAGAGAAGGGGUUGAAGGAACAAACAUGGGCUGAUGCCGAUGGCGAUGCCGUGGGAGCUUGCCGUGUACAUAAUGUACAUGGUGUGGGAUGCGCUCGAUGGAUGGAUCUUGUCGUGUGUGUUGGUAGCCGAUGAGAUCGCCCGCUCCCUCGGGACCAGCAACGUCGGCGUACUAUGA